Messenger RNA from Fundulus heteroclitus (mummichog), 947 nucleotides. Its product is annotated as rap guanine nucleotide exchange factor 6. Gene Ontology annotation, biological process: positive regulation of ERK1 and ERK2 cascade. The transcript has 4 exons. NCBI's taxonomy places the organism in Eukaryota, Metazoa, Chordata, Actinopteri, Cyprinodontiformes, Fundulidae. The record is from RefSeq and is a predicted model, not a curated record. Bases 644 to 928 code for a protein of 94 amino acids.
GCUCCGUGCGUCUUGACGCAGCUGGAGCGCCAGUCACCAUGGUGGUGGCAUACAACAGAACACGGCCAGCCAGCGGCGCACCGAUUCCCACUUUUAGCUGUCCGCAAACGCCAGUAAAAUGACUUUCCUCUGCGAACGCGACGACUUUUGACGUUUCGCGACGGACGCCAUGUUGCUGCGGGCAGGUUAGCCGGUAGCCGUUAGCCUCCUCCUUUUGUUUACCGGACCGUUUGUGGGAUUUCUCCGCGUCGCUAGCAGAAUGCCGAGGGAGACAAGGGAUAUCUUCACCCGACGCUGGCUUCUACGGCCGGGAGCCGAAGCUUGACAGUUAGAAAUCAGCUCGGAGGGACACUUUGAUCCGCGUUUCCCCGAUUAAAACAAGUUUUUUUUUUUUAGCGAGCAGCCGCCGCGCGGACCGCUGUUGGGGCAGCGGAGAGGGGGGACAGACACCCCGGGAGGACCGCUGGGCUGUCUGGCUCCAGUCGUGGCCUGGCUUCGGGCACUCCCAGCUUCGCAGCCCAUCCGACGACAAUAACCCGAAACGAAGAGCAGAGACCUGCAUCCGUGCGCGCCGAUCGCCUGCGGAUCCCCGCGGCGCAGCUUUCGGGAUAACAGACUGCGCUGCACGCCGCUCUCCAGGACAAUGGCGUCUUAUGUGGAUAACCGCUUUCGGCAGGCGGUGAUGAUGAAUCCGGCGGAGCGGACGCAACAGGACCUGGAGAUCGUCUACUCGUAUCUCCAUGGGAUGGAGGCCCUGUCCAACCUGCGCGAGCACCAGCUGAGAAUAAUGUGCGAGACGGUGCGUUACGAGCGGCACGAGGCCAAUGAAGUGCUUUACUACCCGGAUGAUGUCGGGAGCUGCUGGUACAUCCUGUUAUCAGGGUCCGUUUUCAUCAAGGAGUCCAUGUUUCUUCCAAGAAGCAGGUAAGAUCACCAAACACCCUCAC